AAAAUGAUCUCACAGCCAGUAAUUGCCGGUUCAGGUUCCCAUCAGAAAAUGCAAGCAAGCAGUGCGUAAUUGGUGUCCUCCCAUUGCCUCUCGUCCGCGGCGGCCUUCUCGUCCCUCAAUAAAAUCCCACGCUCUCUCUCUCUCUCGUUCUCUGUUCUCGACCACCUCAACAGAGGUAAUAUGUACAUUUCUCUUACGUUUGUCACCAACAAGAAGAAAAGAAAAUCUAUGAUCUUUGAGGUUUGGUUGACAGUUUUGUCUUGGUCUUUGUUGGCAAUAUGGUCGUUGGCUUAAGCUACUUUUUAUAUUUUGGUAGUGAAAUGAGUUCUUUAACCAACUAUUGGUUUUGGUUCCCUAUUUUCCCAUUAUAAGUUGCUUCGAAUUCUUAGCUUAAAGGUGUGUAGGCUGUAGCUACGUGUUUGUUGAUUACCUCAUUGAAUACUUGCUGAAAAGUUUUAUAUUUGAUAAAAAAAAAAAAAAAGUUUUCGAAUUUGGUGCUGUUGUGUUAAUAGGUCUUUGUUUUUUGAUUGAUGCUCAUAUUUUCCAAUGACCCAGAAGAAUGCCGUAUGUUAUGAGACUGGUAAAUUAUGUGUUGUGGAAUCUGUGCCUGUUUCCAGAAAGACCAUGAAUGUGAAUGAGAAUUAGAGGUUAUCGAUUGGUUUGAAUUUUUGUAAGUCUUUUGGAAUCGAAGGGUUGACAAAAUAAAAUGGAGGAAGAGCCUUCUAGUGAAGCUAAAGAAGGGACGGACUCUUAUGCGACUUUGGAUGAGGAGGGCGGUGAAUGUUGUGUGGCUGAGGAUGUUGAAGCCCCAAUGGUGUUGGAUAAUGUGAAUUUUGAAUAUUCUCAGAGUUUAGUGGGUGGGGUUGUAGAGCCCAUACUGGGGAUGGAGUUUACUUCAGAAGAUGAUGCGAGGAACUUUUACAAUGCGUAUGCUAAGCAAACGGGUUUUAGUAUUCGUGUGAAUUCAUAUUAUCGUUCGAAGAAAGAUAAUUCAAUUAUAUCUCGAGAGUUUUGUUGUUCUAAAGAAGGGUUUCGCCGAGAGAGGCAUGCUAAAAGGAUAGAUUUGGGUGAAGACACAAAAAGGAGGCGUGCUAGACCUAUCACAAGGGAAGGUUGCAAAGCAUUGAUGACCGUGAGGAAACGGGACAAUGGGAAAUGGUAUGUGGCGAAAAUAGAAAAGAACCACAGCCAUGAGCUUGUGACUCCAGCAAUGCGGCAAUUUCUUAGGUCACAGAAGCAGGAGUGUGAUCCCAGAAAAAGUUUGAGCAACUCUUUCAGUUCCCCUGGAAUGAGUUUAAAUGGUCCUGUCAAUGUCUUGACUGAAGAUUCCAACAGUUCUGGUAAAAUGGUAUUUAACGCACAGAAUGCUGUCAAUUACAUUGGAAAGGGAAGGCUGAGCACUUUUGGGAUAGAUGCCCAAAGUCUGCUUGGAUUUUUUAAGGUUAUGCAAGCUAGUGAUCCUGCAUUUUAUUAUGCGAUACAGGUUGAUGAAGAAGAUAGGCUAAGUAGCGUUUUCUGGGUUGACACAAGAUCAAGAAUUGCUUAUAAUUGUUUCUCUGAUGUCGUAGCAUUUGAUACUACUUAUCAAGUGAAUCAAUAUAAAAUGCCAUUUGCCCCUUUUACUGGAGUAAAUCAUCAUAAGCAAUCAGUGCUGUUUGGCUGUGCAUUGCUUGCAGAUGAGACUGAAUCCACAUUCAUUUGGCUUUUGACAACUUGGCUUGAGGCAAUGUCUGGCCAGCAACCUGGCUUAAUUAUAACCGACUAUGAUUCUGCCAUACGCAGAGCAGUAGAACAGGUUUUCUCCCAGUCAAGGCAUCGAUAUUGCAAAUGGCAUAUCAUGAGCAAAAUGCCGAGGGAAAUGGGACAUAUAUACAGCUCACUACCAAGAACAUUUCAAAUAGAAUUUGAUAGGUGCAUUAAUAAGAGCGAGACACCUGAUGAAUUUGAAUCUACUUGGCCAAUACUUCUGGAUAAGUACAAUCUUAGGGGAAAUGAAUGGCUUCAAUCACUUUACAUUGAUCGCAAGUUGUGGGUGCCAACAUAUGUAAGAGAUACAUUCUUUGCAGGGAUGUAUGCUGCUCAGCGAAGUUCAAGUGUGAACUCACUCUUUGGUGGCUAUGUAAAUGCAAGGACUACCUUACCAGAUUUUGCAGAGCAAUAUGAGAAGGCCUUAGAUGAUAGAUAUGAGAAAGAAGCAAGGGCAGAGUUUGAUACCUUUUAUACUAAACCAGUUCUGAAGACACCACUUCCUAUGGAAAAGCAAGCAGCAGACAUUUACACAAGAAAAAUAUUUACAGUAUUUCAGGAUGAAGUAUUUGAAUCUCUUGCACUUGCUGUGAAAUUCAGUGGAGAGGAUGGAGGAACCAGCACAUACGAGGUAGCAAGAUUUGAUGAAGAACAUAAAGCUCACUUUGUAUGUAUUAAUGUAGCUGAACAAGUAGCUAGUUGUAGUUGUAAGAUGUUUGAAUUCGAAGGGGUCCUUUGCCAACAUGUGCUUGCAGUUUUUAAAGUAAAAAAUGUCUUUAUGCUUCCACAGCAUUAUAUUUUAAAGCGAUGGACAAGAAAUGCCAAGGAUGAGGCCAUUUUGGAUGCUCAGGCCUGUGGUGAAACACAAGGCAAUUCUCAGAAAAGCAAGAAAUUGCAGUACAAUAUUUUGUAUCAGGAAGCAAUUAAAUGUGCAGAUGAAGGGAUGGCAUCUGACCAUAGUUUUAAAGUGGCAUUAAAUGCCUUAAGAGAGGCCAGGAUCAAAAUUGCUGAUGCAAAGAAGAAAACCAUCAGUGCAACAAAACUGGAAACCAUGGCCAGCACAAGUUAUCAGGAUGAAAACACCACAAUUGCCAGUCAGGUGGACAGUUCAUCAGCCGUAGUAACUCCCCUUGAACACCAGAAAACUAAAACAAGAGAAUCUUUAAGAGAAAGUAAUAUAUUAGCAUCGGAGCAAUCAUCAAGCAGAGCUACACCAUGCACUAAUUGUAAAUGCCCAGCCCAUGACAGUAAUACUUGCUUGUGGUUGAAGGAUUCAGGCCAGAACACUUCCAUGGAAAAUCAAAAUCAGAAAAUUGCCUGUACGACCAGUCUUUGCGGGAUAGGAGGCAACAUCCCUUUGAACUGAAGGUUGUUAUUUGACGUAAAUAUUGAUGCUUCUCCAAUAGGCAUUUGCUGAUCAGAGAGCAAGACUAAUGAUGUCAAUGGAAGGAUUAAGCAAAUUUGGUGACAGAAUUAAGGAAAGUAGAAGAACCAUCGUGGAAACAGAGGAGCUGGGUGCCUCAGCUCUUCAAGAUUUGCACUCUCAGCGACAGUCUCCAUGGGCAUGGAGACUGUCAUGCUCAUAACACGCAUGGAGUGGAAGAUACAAUAGGAAAGAGCAAGAAAGUUUUGACUGCCAUGUCAAGGAGGAUGAGCAGGAACAAGUGGAUUAUUGGCACCAUUAUUGCAGUUCUUGCAUUGCUAUUGUCUUGAUCGUGUAC
Alnus glutinosa is the source of this 3467-nucleotide messenger RNA. Its product is annotated as protein FAR1-RELATED SEQUENCE 5-like. Lineage: Eukaryota; Viridiplantae; Streptophyta; Magnoliopsida; Fagales; Betulaceae. Gene Ontology annotation, biological process: regulation of DNA-templated transcription. Gene Ontology annotation, molecular function: zinc ion binding. Bases 707 to 3112 code for a protein of 801 amino acids. The record is from RefSeq and is a predicted model, not a curated record. The transcript has 4 exons.